Hibiscus syriacus is the source of this 1115-nucleotide messenger RNA. Its product is annotated as probable BOI-related E3 ubiquitin-protein ligase 2. The coding region runs from base 80 to 1081 and encodes 333 amino acids. The record is from RefSeq and is a predicted model, not a curated record. The transcript has 3 exons. Gene Ontology annotation, biological process: regulation of programmed cell death. Gene Ontology annotation, molecular function: ubiquitin-protein transferase activity. NCBI's taxonomy places the organism in Eukaryota, Viridiplantae, Streptophyta, Magnoliopsida, Malvales, Malvaceae.
ACCACAACUAUAUUUCUCUUCCAUUUCACCCCUCAUAAAAGCCGUAGCAAAGCCAGCUCAAAACGCUAUCAUUUCCUCCAUGGCUGUUGAAGCUAGGCAUCUCACUCUUUUCCCCUCUCCAUUCUUAGGGAACGGGGACAUGAUGAAUCACGUUGAAGCAAACGGGAAUCUGUAUCCGGCAGAGAUGGAAUACGGGUUUCCAACGGAAGGAUUGCUUCCUUUGUAUAACUCUUUUGUUAACGAUCAAAAAUCUGCAGCGGCGGCGGCGAUGAAAUCGGAAAGUAGUUUGACGUGUAACAAUGUUCUUCCGUUACCCAGAAAGCGCCCGAGGGAUUCCAUUAUUCCAAUCCUUUCGUUUCCUUCACUGGCUCAGCAACAACCGCAUGGCGGUAACAAUAAUAAAGCUUGCUCUCCGUUCUCGUUUCUGGGUCAUGAUAUUUCGCUUCAUAUGGAGCAACAGCAGUUGGAUAUUGAUCAUCUUAUCUCCCAACACACGGAGAAAAUGAGGGUGGAAAUUGAGGAGAAAAGGAAGAGGCAAGCGAGGAAUAUAAUGGAGGCAAUCGAAGGAGGGGUGAUGAAGAAGUUGAGAGCCAAAGAAGAAGAAAUCGAGAAGAUAGGUAAACUAAAUUGGGCACUCGAAGAAAGAGUGAAAUCUCUGUGCAUAGAGAACCAAAUAUGGCGCGACUUGGCUCAAACCAACGAGGCAACCGCCAACGCACUAAGGACCAACCUCGAACAAGUCCUCGCAGCCGCCCAGCUCAAGGGCGAGCGCACUCAUGGAGGCGCGGAGGAGGAUGUCGCCGUGGAACCGGCGGGAGACGACGUGGAUGAUGCGCAGUCUUUUUGCGGCAGCAGUUCGGAGGUGGAGAAGCAGCGCACGUUGGCAGCGACUACCGAGGAAGGUAGCACCGGAGGCAGUGGUGCCGGUCGUGUCUGUAGAAAUUGCGGGAAGGAGGAAUCGUGCGUGCUGCUAUUACCGUGCAGGCAUUUGUGCCUGUGUACCAGUUGUGGGUCGACGGUUCAUACUUGCCCCGCUUGUAAAUCCACUAAAAAUGCAAGUGUUCAUGUUAACAUGUCAUAAACCAAAAAAAAAUCAAAAUACCCACCAAAAAAUC